AUGUCGACUCAACCGGGUCCAGCCACUGGUGGUCAUGGCCCAGGAGAGCAGGCUCCUCAGCAGGCUCCUCAGCAGGCGUCGCAACAGCCUCCCCAGCAGCCUCCCCAGCAGGCUCCUACCCAGCAGCUGAACCGCUCCUGUGAAUCCUGCAGAGCGCUCAAGGUGCGCUGCUUGCCGAACCCCGAUGUCCCCAAUCAAUGCCAGAGAUGUACCAAGGCGAAGAGAGCGUGCAUCUUCGUCGCGCCGCAGAGGCGCCGGCCGCGCAAGCGGACCGAUUCUCGCGUCGCCCAGUUGGAGAGAGAGAUGGCCGCCAUGCGCACCAUGCUGAGAGACCGCCGAUGGCCUCGGGAAGAAACCAUCAAUGAAGACUCUGAUACGGGCAAGGAGGAGGCGGACGAGAUCGACUUUGCGACAGACCCGUCCGAAAAACAACACAACACGUUUCCGAAUAUCACCUUCAAUGGCAACCGAUCGAAUCCAGUCCACCAGCUCAACCAAUCUCCAACGUCCAGAUCGGGCUAUGCGCCAUCGGGCAACGACGGCUCUGUUCUGAGUACUCCGUCUCUCACGCAGAAUGCCAGUUCUCCCGAUUGGCAAGAUGGAGGAGGCGAUGUCAUCGAUCGUGGAAUCAUCUCCAUGGAGACAGCCAACGAGCUCGUAUCCAUCUUCAUCAACGACCUCGUCGACUUUUUUCCUCUUGUUGUACUGCCCGCCAACACGACCGCGUCGCAGCUGCGGCAGUCGAAACCGGUGCUUUUCCUAUCCGUUAUAGCGGCCGCCGCCAUCGCAGUCGACUCGAGCCUCGCCACCACUCUGAACCGGGAAUUGGUCAGUCUCUACGCCCAACGGUUCUUCCUCAAGUGUGAGAAAUCGUUAGAGCUGGUCCAAGCACUUCUCCUGAUGCAUGUGUUCUACCUCCCGCCCGAUAACCCCGCUCAGCUUCAAUUAUACCAGUAUAGCCAUAUUGCCGCAACGAUGGCGUUGGAAAUUGGCAUCGCGUCCAAGCGCCGCGUGUCUCGAAAGCCGCAAGGCGACAGGAAGGCGCGACGUCAGCCCGAGAGAUUCGAUGAACACAUGGCCGAGCAGGCGCGGGCCAUUCUGGGCUGCUAUCACCUGACGUCGACGGUUGCGAUGAGAACACGACGGCAUAAUAUUCUCAUGUACAACGAUUGGUUGAAAGAAUGCGUGAGACUCCUGAGUCGUUCUCCCCUCGAAGUGGACCGGUGGUUUGCCACGUGGUUUGAUCUGCAGAGGAUCACCGAUGAGACCUUGGCAUCUUUCGGGCUCGACGACACGAGUUCCACGGCGCCUCUGACCGAAGCUCGAGUCCAUACGGUUCUCCGAUUGUUCGACAAGCGGAUGGAAGAGUGGAAAGAGGACGUCAGUUCGGAUAUGCUCACCGUUCCCAUGAUUCUCCAUUAUCACUACACCAUCCUUUUCGUUUACGAGCUCGCGGUUGGCGAAGGUUAUCGUGACCCCGAAGCGAUCAAGCGCCAAUACUACACGCUGCCUGCUCCGGAUGACGACAGCAAUCGCAAACAGCCGCCGGAGCCGCUGAGUGCGGUUCGAGUCGACAUUACUCUGAAAUGGUUGAACGCAGCGCACGGGUUGCUGGAUGCCUUUCUGAGCUGCGAUAUCCCUACCAUUCGAAAAAUGCCCAAUCUGUUAUACUCCCGAGUGAUCUUGGGCAUAAUGGUGCUCCUGAAGAUCUUCUUUUCAGUCAAAUGUGGUGCAUUGGGCGAGGUGAUUGGGCCGCAGACGGUGAAUGUCGACAUGUAUCUUGAAACGAUGACGCAGCGGCUCACCGAGGCCAGCGGAGGAUCGAAAUUUGCCAUUCCAGCUCGAUGGCUGCGAGUCGUCGGCGGCAAAGCGCGGGAGUGGUACAAUCGAUUCCUGACGCAUCAGGCCCAGAAAGAGGCGCAGCAGCAGGCGCAGCAGCAAGCGCAGCAGCAAGCGCAGCAGAAUGCCAGUAAAGCAAUCAACACUCCCAUCACCCUGCCGUCGUCGUCAGUGCCUACUACAACGUGGCACGGUCCGCCGCAUAGGGUGACAGCACCCACCACGGACCUGUCCGGCGGGGUACCAGCACCGGUACCACGGACGGACGAUUUCAAUUUACCGUCAGGAGGAGGACAGGCGCCUCUGUUCGACGCGAGCGGCGGUGCCGGUGGCUUCAACACGUCAGACACCGCGACUGCUGCGCCGUGGUUACCACCUGCAUCUGACCAGGGGGUAUAUUCUAUGGGUCAAGCAGGGUAUCUGCCCGGGACGACGACGUGGUCACAGCAGCAGCCACUAUCCUUCCCGAACCCACCUCCUUCAUUUCCAGUGGACCUGGGCCAGGACCUGGGACAGAGCAGUGAUCUGUAUUCUUCGGUGGAGAUGCCGAUGGAAAUGGAGUGGGACUGGGUGCCGGAGGGAGGGAUGUUCCAGCUGCCCAGUUUUUAG
Messenger RNA from Rasamsonia emersonii CBS 393.64, 2448 nucleotides. Its product is annotated as C6 finger domain protein. Gene Ontology annotation, biological process: DNA-templated transcription; regulation of DNA-templated transcription. Bases 1 to 2448 code for a protein of 815 amino acids. Lineage: Eukaryota; Fungi; Ascomycota; Eurotiomycetes; Eurotiales; Trichocomaceae. Gene Ontology annotation, molecular function: transcription cis-regulatory region binding; DNA-binding transcription factor activity, RNA polymerase II-specific; zinc ion binding. Gene Ontology annotation, cellular component: nucleus. The record is from RefSeq and is a predicted model, not a curated record. The transcript is spliced from 3 exons.